This is a messenger RNA of Blepharisma stoltei, 927 nucleotides long. NCBI's taxonomy places the organism in Eukaryota, Ciliophora, Heterotrichea, Heterotrichida, Blepharismidae. The record is from the annotation of a GenBank genome assembly.
AUGGAAGAAACAAGCGAAUCCCUAAUCACAUUCCACAUUGACACUUUAGACGGCAUUUCAAUACCAAUCACGACUUUAAAUUCAAUUUCCAUACUAGCACUUAAGCAAAAAAUCCUUGACAUCACAGGAAUCCCAAUCGAAAAAUUACGGCUUAUUUAUAAAGGAAGACAUUUAAAAGACAAUGAAAUAAUAAAUUAUUUUGAUAUCACUACCAAGCUCCAGCUUGUAGCCAAUCUUAAUGAGGAAGAAGAUAUUCCUUCUAUGGUCUCCCAUUACAACUUUCUGCGAACUUUGAGAGUUUAUAGAAGAUUAAGCCGAUUUUCUCGGCCAGAACUGUCAACUCCUUAUUUAUAUGAAGCUUUACGUCAAAAUUCUCUGACAAUUGAUGACUUGAUCAGGAUAAAUAGCUUUUCUUUAGAAGGAAGAGCUCUCCAGGAAGGGCAAUGGGUUGAUGUCAAAGACACUGUAGGGCAAUGGCUUGAGGCUCAAGUAAUGAGGAAGCAGCAAAAUGCUCGAGGGGUUUUUGUGUAUAUUCAUUAUAAUGGAUGGCCUAAUAGAUGAGAUGAGUGGAUUGAUAUGAAAUCGAAAAGGAUUAGACCUUUCAGGUCAAAAACUCUGCAGACUUUAAAUAUGGCAUCGAGAUCUCCAUUUCCAAGAUAUCCACCAGAAAUAACUAUCAAUGAGGAAAAUUUGAUGGAAAAACUAAAUUUAAAAGCAUGCUUGUAUAUGGAGUUUAUCGAGGAAAUGGUAAAAAAUGCAAAGAUUUUGGCAAGAAUCGGGAAAGAUGGGUGUGAGGAAGCUAAAGAAAGAAUUGAGGAAAUUACUUUGCAGAGUGCACCAGUGAUUGAUAGGAUUGGGAGGUUUAUGUGUGAUUUUAGCCUUGCUAUUAGCAGAAGUGAAUUUAAUCCAAGCAGUUUUCAGUUGUAA